Messenger RNA from Drosophila ficusphila, 2130 nucleotides. It is a transcript of the gene SH3PX1, whose product is annotated as sorting nexin-33. Gene Ontology annotation, biological process: protein transport; plasma membrane tubulation; mitotic cell cycle. The record is from RefSeq and is a predicted model, not a curated record. The transcript has 3 exons. Gene Ontology annotation, molecular function: phosphatidylinositol binding; protein binding. Lineage: Eukaryota; Metazoa; Arthropoda; Insecta; Diptera; Drosophilidae. Gene Ontology annotation, cellular component: plasma membrane; cytoplasmic vesicle. Bases 114 to 1814 code for a protein of 566 amino acids.
AACACUUGUGGUGAUUCAGAUUCAGUCUUACUAUUAUUUUUGCCUGUUUAUGGCCCCAUAGCACUCGAAAUUGGAUUUAGCCUAAAAGGACAGAGUGGAAGUGUGAAGUGAAGAUGACCUCGUACGUGCGUGCCAUGUACGACUUCAGCGGGGAGCCCGGAUCCUCGGAGCUUUCGAUCGCCACCGGAGACGUGCUUUCGGUGACGCGCAGCGAUGUGGGCGAGGGCUGGUGGGAGGGCAAGAACGCCCGGGGGCAGAUUGGCCUCUUUCCGGCGGCCUACGUGGAGGUGAUGUCGGCGGCGGAGGCCCAGAAGCUAAGCGCCAGCGGAGCCACCUCAGUGCCUCAGGUUGCUGAUCCCUUUGCCACGCCAGCUCCUCCACGUUACGAUCAAACAGCCGAUGACGAUGGGAGCAACUGGGAUGAUGAGGACGAUUGGAGCGAUGACAACGACACAUACUCGGAGAUUGGACCGGCUGGAAAUAGGGGCUCAGGCCAGGCGGCACGCUCUGCAGGAUUAUCGCACUCCACCAGCGAUUACGAUAACAAACACCUACCCAUCGCUCCCAACGAUGACACCCAAUCGCUGGCCUCCGCCGCGGGUGGAGGUUCUGGUGCCGCCGGGACCGUCAAGAAGGGCAUGUUUGCCAAGAGCUCUGAUUCGUACAUACUCGGCCUGUCCAGCCCCAAGGAGAAGAUACCAGAAUGCGAGAUGGCCUACAUUACCCAGCAGGAGGAUUCCAUCUACCAGUGGACGCAAAAUCACUCGCCCUACUCCGUUGUGGUGGCCAGUCCCAAAAAGGAGUCCAAGUUCAAGGGGAUGAAGACGUUUAUCGCCUACCAACUAACGCCUAGCUUCAACAACAUAUCCGUGUCGCGUCGCUACAAGCAUUUCGACUGGUUGCACGAACGUUUGGUCGACAAGUUCUGCCUGAUUCCGGUGCCACCGCUGCCGGACAAGCAGAUCUCCGGCCGCUAUGAAGAGCAAUUUGUGGAACAUAGACGCGUUCAGCUGCAGGAGUUCGUGGACUGGGUGUGCCGCCAUCCGGUGAUCUCGAAAUGCGAGGUCUGGUACCAUUUCCUCACCUGCCGCGACGAGAAGAUCUGGAAGUCGGGCAAGCGCAAGGCGGAACGCGAUCCCUACAUGGGCGUCAACUACUGCCUGGCCAUCUCGCCGCCGGACAAGAAUCUGCUGCACUCAAAGGUCGAUGCCCAGUUGGAGCUGGGCACCCAGUUCAUCCACAGCAUGGACGUGGCGGUGCGCAAUCUGAACAACAUUUCCAACGACAUGGCCAAGCGCUCGAUGUCGCAGAGUAAAAAGGAGUUCCAGCGCAUCGGCGACGGUCUUUCCGACCUGGCCAAGGCGUUGGCCAUCGAUGAGCGGCGUGCGCCCACGCGGAACGCUGUUCCGCUCUCCGAGAGCGUCGGACGCAUCGGUGGCAUCUUUAUUGGUAUUGGCCAGGCCUUCGGCGACCAGCCAAAGCACGAUUGGAUUCCGCUCUCCGACCGACUGCACAUCUACAGGGGCGUUCUUAACUGCUUUCCGGAUAUCUUUUCGACGCAUAAGGGCGCCAUCCAGAAGCGAAAGGACUGCGAGCGAUUGGCCGGCGAGGGCAAGAUGAACAAUCCCCAGCUGCACGACGUGAACCGACGCACGGACGUCGUUUCCUACACGGUUCUGGCCGAGCUGACCCACUUCAAGAGCGAACGGGAUACGCAUUUAAAGCACACGCUUAAGAAUUUCAUUGCCGAGCAGAUUAAAUUCUACCAGGGAGUGGUGGCGCGUUUGCAGGAGGCCAGCCGCCAAAUUGAGUAGCUUGACCCGUGGACUUAUCGUUGGAGAUCGGCUGGGAGCACAAAGCAACAAAAGGAUGGAACCAUACCGAGCACACACUUUCACGGGAAUAUACAAUGAUAUAGCUGAAACGAUUUGCACGCGCGCAUUCCAAAUGCCUUAGAAAGGAACGAUUACUUUAAGAGUGGUUCUAACUAAAUGUUUAACAGAAACAAAAAAAAAUAUUACAUAAUGUUGUUUUUAAGUGAAAAGUUGCGUAUUUAUACAGAAAUUAACUUUUAUAUGCCUAUUAUACACUGAACUUGGAAAACAAAUACAAUUAUAUUUAUAAAAAGCA